UUUGUAGACGCUAGGCAUAAAUAGGUUAAACAGCUUGCGGUCGUGGAUAAAACCGCUGUUAGUUAACAUCCGUGGUGAUAUUAUGUCCACUGAAAUUAAGGAUAAAAGGACAUGGGGAUUGAAAGAGUUGGUGCUAUUAAUACAUUUACAUACAUAUAUGUUUGAAGAUGGAUAUGACAAUGUGUGCAAAAACAAAUUGUGUAUGGAUGAUGACACAUGUGUAGUUGUGCGUGAAACGUGUACCCAAACGAUGGCUUUGAAGUGUUCUUAAUAAAGUUUAAGUUGGUACACGCGAGUUUACUAACGGACAGUUAAUGCUUCGUCGUCUGUAACUUUUUUUAUUGAUGUUGAUGACACGGAAAUAUAUGAACGCUAUUUAUGUAAACAAUGCGUCAUUUAGAAACUUGAACUGAAUAUUUAUGCGAAUUAUUACGGACUUAUAUUGGAUUGACUUAAAACUAGUAAUUGGUUUAAUCAAGUGAGUGUUCACUUCAAAACGCAUGUUCUGCUAUUGAUGUCUCAAUAUAUUGGAUUAUAUUAUACGAUUGACAACCUUUACACAAUAUUAAACGUUUACACAUAAACAAACAUUUGGAGAUCGUCACAAAAUAUUGACUUUGUAUAUAAACACACAUUAUUGAAAAACUCUUCACAUACCCAGCGAAGCAAAUCUCGCGUGACGCUUUAAUUGCAGUCCAAUAAAAGAAAACAAAGUUAUGAAACCGCAUGAAGAAAUGCGCAAGCAGAUAAGACCAAUGUGCGUAGAGGCAUUGAACCGGCAGUGUUACGUACGAAAAAUAUGAAGUCGGAGGUUUAUUUAAAUUGCUGAUACAAAAAUCAUUUUUGGCGUUCUUAGUUUUGUUACAAAUUUGGAGUUUCCAUGUUUACCUGGGCGAAGAAUUUAUAGUGCAAUUUGUCAAGUGUCCACAUCGCACAGGAAAUCUAUAAAGUAAGGAAAAUACACUCAGUCAAAAUUAAAUUGAAAUGUGUAAGGAUUCAUACUCAAGAGGACACUCGGUUAUUUUUUUAAGUCGGACAUAUAUAAUCGAGCCAUCAUGUAUGUUAAAUUAUUAUUCCUCCUCGCAUGCUGUGGAAGUCCGCUUGUAGCUGGCAGUCAUUGCCAGGUGUGGCCAAAGGACAUAAAGACGCUUCCCUGGGCAACUGAAACAGUUUGUUUUGGUGACCUCGAAAUACAACAGUGGUCUGCGAUGGAUAUAACCGUGACGCCACAUUGGAUGACUUGGUGAACAUGCCAUGGUCUGUGAAAACGCUAUAUAUUUACGGAUUCAACUUAAAUCUAAGCGCUGACAUAUUUCCAACAAAUAACACACUUGAGAAAUUGUACAUUUGCAAAACAGUUUUUAACAAGUUAACAAAUGACUCAUUUACAGCGUUACAUCAUCUAGAGAAACUGGAGAUUCAACAAACAGCGAUGACUGACAAGCAGCACAUGCAAUUGUUCCAGGCUUUAGCUUAUAUAAAUGUUCAAAAGAUAAAUCUUACAUUGUCUGAAAUAGGUCUUACGGAAGACACUCUGGGGAAUUUUACCUUUAUCAGAACCUCUGUAUAUAAGCUGAAUAUGGACUUUAAUAUAAUUAGCUCGCUAAACCUGUCGUUGUUUGCUGGAAUUCGUAAUUUGACAAUAUUGGAAGCAAGGAAUAAUAGAAUAGAAAAUAUAAACGGAUUUGAAGUAAUGGACAAUUUAUUAUCCUUUGAUGUUUCGAACAAUUCAAUCAGCGAACGUACGUUUAAUUUCUGCAAUGCAAGCAAUCAAACGAGUCUCUUUCCGAUGCUAACAUAUCUGGCAUUGUCAAGAAACAGAAUUGGAGAAAUCAAAGAUGAUACAAUGGGAUGCUUGACAACACUAGUAGAGCUUAAACUGGACUACAACGUCUUAAAGGAGUUGAACGUUAGAAGCAUUACCAAUAUGGUCAAACUUCACACGUUAAAUCUGAGAGGUAACUGGUUACGUGAUGUUAUUGCUGCAGACUACAUCAUGUCUCUGGAAAAAAUUGAUAUGAGUAGAAACGAGUUUAGUCCAUUCUUGCCAAGGAUGUGUAACAGUAGCUGCACAAGGAAUAAUAUCAAGGAGUUGAAUUUGGACUACAAUCCGAUCAGACGCAUGACCGAUAAUUAUACCGCAUGUCUUACACAACUGGAAAAGUUAUCAUUGCACAAAACGUCUAUACUUGAACUAAACAACAACUCGUUUGUACAUUUCUCGGCUCUGCAAUUUCUGGAUUUGAGUCAGAUGACAAGGGGUCUUCAGCGUAUCGAAAGGGCUGCGUUUAAUAGUUCAACUCUGAAGUACUUGGAUCUAAGUAGGAACUACAUCCAACUUUACUCAGAUGAUAUGAAGUACAUCUUCACGUUUACGCCUGAAAUUAGAAAUCUGACGUUAUCGUACAAUUUCAAUGGCGAGAUGAACGCGUCCGGUCUAUGUGAAAAUUUUUAUCCGUUGGCAAACCUCGAACACUUGAGAAUCGAACACAUCGGUCUGCAACAGUUUCCAUUGGAAAUUUUCAACUUAUCCAUGAGGUUAAUUAGUUUGAAUGUAGACGAUAACAUUAUCAGAGAUACUGGUCAAUUUGACGCUCACGUCCGAUAUAAUACCAAUAUAAGUUAUUUAUCCGCUGCCAAAAACAAACUUGCAUUUCUUUUCAACCAAAUCUUUCCCGAUGAUGUGAUGAGGUCGUUAAAAGUUUUGGAUAUUCAGGACAACGAAUUCUCUUGCGACUGCUAUGAAAAUAGUUCCUGGUUAAGGGAACAAAUCACAGAGAGAGACGGCAAGGGUUUCAUUGGCAAUAUUCAACUGGUUGGAUGGCCAGAGCACUUCAAGUGCCAUUCGCCCGCAUUAGAAAAAGCCAAAGGGACGCUAUUCCGAGACUUUAACUGGGAUCUACAGAAAUGUGAGGACCCAGGUCGUUUUAAAAUUAUAAUUGCAUAUAGCGCAAUGGGUAGUAUAAUAUUUGUGCUAGUCGUGUUGUCUACUGUAGGCUACUGGAAUAGGUGGUAUCUGCAAUACUUUUGGCAUAAUAUUAGGAAACGGUCUAAAGCUGGCACGGUGCCAGAGAGUGACUUCUUUGAGCAGUCGGAAGGACAGCCACUUCUGCCCGUGAAAUUUGACGGGUACGUACUGUGUGACUCGAAGGGACUAGACAAACAUGCGGUUACCAAGGUGAUCGACAUGUUUGAAAGGGAGCUCAACUACAAGUUACAUUACGAACACCGCGACGGGAGCCUAGGUGGAUCGGCGAUUGACAUGACAUUCGAAGCAAUGGACGAAUCGAAAAACAUCGUGGUGGUGGUAACAGAGAAUCUCAUGCGAGACAGCUACUGUAGGUUCCUCGUAGAAAUAGCGUGCCUCAGUAAAAAGAAAGGUGGUAAAAACAGGUGGGACGUGGUGUUUAUUCUUAUGUCAGACAUAAAUCUUAGGUCCGUCAGCAAGUCGUGGUGUGUGUGGUUUACGAGGUACACAAGCGCAGACUGGACCGAGGAAACGGACAGCAUCCAGAGGAAACUCUUAGAGACAAAAAUAUAUUCAGUGUUUGGGGGCCCUAUACCACAGAACGUCUUAAGGCGCAGGCAUGUUCACGACCAAAAUGAGAACGGCUAAGGUGGUUUUGUUUCUAACAAAUGUAACAUAACAAUGGCGGACAGUGCCUUUAAGAGACUAUUGAGAAGUUUUAUGUUUUCAACAGAUAUCACAUAUAUCAGAGAAAGCUUAAAUAUUAAGGACAUUUGGCGACGUUGGUCAGAUUAUUCAAGGAUGUCUUUGUUUGAAGCACGUUUGGAUUACCGGAGUACAGUACUCAUAACAAACUUACUAAGUCAGGGCAGUUGAGCAAUGUUACAGUAAUAACACAAAAUACGUGGCUUAGAUGGAAGACAAUAUUUAUUGUUAUGGAAAUAUUCAUUUUAUAUCAACUGGUAUGUAUUUUAAAUGUAUUUUGAAGCAAUGAUUAUAUGUGGAUACAUUUAUUAAAGCUAAUUUAUAUGAAAAAAAAAUCAGAAAUUUACAUUGGGAAAUACAGCAGUCAUGUUAAGAAAAUUCUGUAAAUAUGUUCAACUAAAGAAAUGAAUAAUUUCCCCCAUUUUUGAAACAGUAAACAGUUUCUCUUACAUAAUUACCAUAUUUUAACAUUACACUAAGAUAACGUUUCUUUGGUUAAAACCUAUUUAUUUAAGGUCGAUUGCAUCGGAAGCCUAAGGCUUAAUCAAACGCGUUCGAAUUCGUUUCCUGGGUCACACCAGUCUUUGGCUUAAGUUUGUUUAAAAAAGAUCCUACCACGAAAAGAAAUUUGCAUAUAAAUAAGAUAAAUGCAUAGAAAAGUAUUAAUUCAAAAGGGUGGUCUGCUCAAUGAUGAAUUUUGAUGUUGCGUACGUGAUUCGCAUGAUAAUUUUUUAUACAUGUAAACGAUGUUGUGUAACUGAUAUUUUUAUUUGGUUGUUCUUUGUUAUUUUCUUACAUCAACUACCACACUCUGUUAUAUCAAUGCUCACAAUUUCAUUUAAAUUCAUAUACAAUCAAUUCAGCGCAUUUUAAAAGCACAUGCAUUAUAAUCCGAAACGCUGUUUAACCAAAACUUCAUAUACUACAUGCUGUAUAAUACUUUAUGCUACAUACACAAGGUACCGCCUACAUUGCUAGGUAAAACGCAAAACUGAUUUGUUUUAGUAAGUAUUUUACUUUUGCUUAUCAAUAAGUUAACUCAUUGAUUCAUUUUUGGGCUAGGGAUUGUUUACUGAUAUUCUACAGUGUUCAUCGAAACCAUAAAUUUAAAUGCUGUUUGAAUUGCGUUUGUUUUCAGAUUGUUAUUCAACUCAAUAGCAUGUUUUUGUUGUGUUUUUUAAACAAUUAAGGAAUCUGACAUUUUUGGUGUAAGAAUGUUUAAGUGUUAGUAAAAGCAACCUUUGCGUUUUUCACGAACUUCAGCAUUAUGUCUAGCUUGAUGAAAUGUACGAUAAUUUUUCAUAAAUGCCCCCCUCCCCCUCUUUCUUGCCAAUCACGUUCUUGCUACUUACACAUGUGACUAGUUAGAUUACAUUUUUCACUGUAUUGUGGUGGGAAAAAAAUCACUUUACUUUUAUACUAGUCUAGUGAUCUAGUCAUUUGUGUCGUGUUCUGAGAAAACUGGGCAUAAUGAUUGUGCGUAAAUUGUCAUCCCAGAUUAGCUUGUGCAGUCCGCACAGGCUAAUCAGGGACGACAAUUUCCGUUUUUGUUUAAUUUUUCGUUUAAAUGAUGUCUCUUCGUAGCGAACAUCC
Messenger RNA from Dreissena polymorpha, 5266 nucleotides. RefSeq names its product toll-like receptor 3. Gene Ontology annotation, molecular function: protein binding. The transcript has a single exon. The record is from RefSeq and is a predicted model, not a curated record. NCBI's taxonomy places the organism in Eukaryota, Metazoa, Mollusca, Bivalvia, Myida, Dreissenidae. Gene Ontology annotation, biological process: signal transduction. Bases 1250 to 3616 code for a protein of 788 amino acids.